AUGUCUGGAAUUCGCGAAAAAAAAAUGCUGGAUAUGUUGGCCAAGAAUAUUCAAGAAAGUAAAGAGAGUGUACUAGAAAACAAACAAACUGUCAAUGUAUCUUCAGCUAAAAGAACAAAAAAUGAGGAGUCACAAAGUUCCAGUGUAUCAGAUCUUCCUGACCUCAUGCAACAGAGUUCGUUUGAAGUAAUAAGUGUCCCUAUCCCCACAAAUCCAGUGCAAGAUGAUUCAGAAAGUCAUGAUUCUGCGCAACAAAAUUUGUUUGAACUGGGAAGUACCCCUGCCAUUACAAACUCAGUGCAAGUUAAGCCAGGAAGUCAUGACUUGAAAACAGAUAAAGUAAAUCCAUCCGAAAAAGACACUUUGUCUGUUUUAGGCGUACCUACAAGUACGAUACAAAGAAAUACUCCAGAGUCGCCGAAACCAGGACCUUCAAGGCUCUGUCGUAAGAAUUUAAAAUACAAAUUACGAAAUGUAGAUGGAAAAUGUUAUACAAUAUCUCCUAUAAAUAGUGGAGAAAGUGAUUGUGACGACUCCGAUAAAGACCCAAAAUUUUGUGAACAAAAUAAAAAACCUACAUUCCAGGCAACUACCUCGUCUAGCGACUCUUCUAGUGAGGAAGAGGGUUUAACGGAAAUAGUUAACAAAGAAAAUGAAAGUCCAAAUAUAAAAAGAAAGAAAAGAAAAUUGGAUCAAGAAAAUUGGAGCAAUAAGAAAUCGAAAACCAGAAGAAACCUCGGGUUAAGUUAUAUAUCAACAUCAAAAAGUAGACGAAAAUAUCCAGAGAAAAGAAUGUGCCCACCUUGCGGAGAUAAAUGUAAACUCCAGUGUUCUGCAAAAAUUAAUGAAGAGCAACGGCAACAAAUUUUUAGAAGCUAUUGGGCUUUAGGUGAUUCGCACAAACAGAGAUGUUUUAUUGCUGGCUGUAUGAACAGCAUUAAACCUAAGUACAGGUAUUCAUCUACGCAAAAUCACCGUAAUUUAAAUAAUGCUUUCUAUUUUGACCUAAAUGGACGUAUUAGAAUUUGUGAAACGUUUUUCAAGGCGACUCUUGACAUAAAUGACCGCCCAAUAAGAACUGUUCUUGCCAAGAAAAAAGAAACUGGUGUUGUUGAGCCAGAUUUAAGGGGACACAAUUUACAUCCGACUCUACCUUCCGAAAUAAGAGAUGGUGUCCGAAAACAUAUCGAGUGUAUCCCUAAAAUUGAGUCGCAUUAUCUUCGUGCUCAAACCACACGCCAAUAUAUAGAUGCUAGUAAAUCAUUGGCCGAUAUUUGGAGAGAUUAUAAAAAUGCAUGUAUUCAGACUGGAAAACAGUUUGCAAAUUUGUGUAUGUUCAGCAAAAUUUUCAAUAAUGAAUAUAACAUUAGCUUCUAUACUCCAAAAAAAGACCAGUGUGAACUUUGCACCGCGUACACUAACGCAUCGCUAGAAGACAAAGAAAAUUUAAAAACAAAAUUCGAAAAACACCAAAAAGAGAAAGAAUUAUCAAGAGAAGAAAGAAACAGGGACAAACUUAAAAGAGAAGAGGACAGUAAAGAAAGAGGGGACAGUAACGAAAGAGAAAUAGAGGAGAAAGAGAGGAGAAAUAGAGGAGAAAGAGAGAAAAGGGACGAAAGAUUCGUACAUAAAGGAAGAAGAGAAACGAGUCCUAGUAUUAGUCCUAGUAUUAGUCCUAGUAUUAGUCCUAGUAUUAGUCCUAGUAUUAGUCCUAGUAUUAGUCCUAGUAUUAGUCCUAGUAUUAGUCCUAGUAUUAGUCCUAGUAUUAGUCCUAGUAUAAGUCCUAGUAUUAGUCCUAGUAUUCGUCCUAGUAUUAGUCCUAGUAUUAGUCCUAUUAUUAGUCCUAGUAUUAGUCCUAGUAUUAAUCCUAGUAUUAGUCCUAAUAUUAGUCCUAGUAUUAGUCCUAGUAUUAGUUCUAGUAUUAGUCCUAGUAUUAGUCCUAGUAUUAGUCCUAGUAUUAGUCCUAGUAUUAGUCCUAGUAUUAGUCCUAGUAUUAGUCCUAGUAUUAGUCCUAGUAUUAGUCCUAGUAUUAGUCCUAGUAUUAUUCCUAGUAUUAGUCCUAGUAUUAGUCCUAAUAUUAGUACUAGUAUUAGUCCUAGUAUUAGUCCUUGUAUUAGUCCUAGUAUUAGUCCUAGUAUUAGUCCUAGUAUUAGUCCUAGUAUUAGUCCUAGUAUUAGUCCUAGUAUUAGUCCUAGUAUUAGUCCUAGUAUUAGUCCUAGUAUUAGUCCUAGUAUUAGUCCUAGUAUUAGUCCUAGUAUAAGUCCUAGUAUUAGUCCUAGUAUUAGUCCUAGUAUUAGUCCUAGUAUUAGUCCUAGUAUUAGUCCUAGUAUUAGUCCUAGUAUUAGUCCUAGUAUUAGUCCUAGUAUUAGUCCUAGUAUUAGUCCUAGUAUUAGUCCUAGUAUUAGUCCUAGUAUUAGUCCUAGUAUUAGUCCUAGUAUUAGUCCUAGUAUUAGUCCUAGUAUUAGUCCUAGUAUUAUUCCUAGUAUUAUUCCUAGUAUUAGUCCUAGUAUUAGUCCUAGUAUAAGUCCUAAUAUUAGUACUAGUAUUAGUCCUAGUAUUAAUCCUAGUAUUAUUCCUAGUAUUAGUCCUGGUAUUAUUCCUAGUAUUAGUCCUAGUAUUAGUCCUAAUAUUAGUCCUAGUAUUAGUCCUAGUAUUAUUCCUAAUAUUAGUCCCAGUAUAAGUCCUAAUAUUAGUCGAGUUUAUGAGUGGUCAAUAAGAAAUUGA
This is a messenger RNA of Psylliodes chrysocephalus, 2724 nucleotides long. Lineage: Eukaryota; Metazoa; Arthropoda; Insecta; Coleoptera; Chrysomelidae. The record is from the annotation of a GenBank genome assembly.